Messenger RNA from Neltuma alba, 2293 nucleotides. Its product is annotated as probable LRR receptor-like serine/threonine-protein kinase At1g53430. Lineage: Eukaryota; Viridiplantae; Streptophyta; Magnoliopsida; Fabales; Fabaceae. The record is from RefSeq and is a predicted model, not a curated record. The transcript has 14 exons. Gene Ontology annotation, biological process: protein phosphorylation. Bases 24 to 2147 code for a protein of 707 amino acids. Gene Ontology annotation, molecular function: protein binding; ATP binding; protein serine/threonine kinase activity.
GGUGUUGAGAAAUUGCUCCAUCCAUGGUUCCAUUCCAAAUUAUAUUGGUAAAAUGGAAAAACUUAUCUAGGCUAGAUUUGAGCUUCAACAGGUUGACUGGUAAAAUCCCAAAUAGUAUAAGUAACCCGACCUCCCUUCAAUACAUGAUUCUAACUGAAAAUUCUCUGACCGGAAAAAUUCCUGAUUGGAUAUUGCAACAACAAAACAAUUAUGGUUCUUUUGAUUUAUCUUACAACAAUUUUUCGGAGACUUCUGCGACUACUUGUCAGUAUGAAAAUUUAAACUUGGCUUUGAGUGUAUCAUCUUCAGCAAACACCUCAUGUACUUGCCUGAAAAGGAGCCUUCCUUGUGGAGGAAAACCCAAGUAUCAUUCAUUGUUCAUAAACUGUGGAGGAUCAGAAACUAAAUAUGAGGGGAAUAAAUAUGAAGGCGACGUCAAUUCUGAGAGUGUCUCAUUCUCUUGCCCUAGUGAUGAUAAAUGGGCUUAUAGCACCACAGAAGGAGAAAGAUCCUAUAAUCACAUAGCAACAAACAGUUUUUCCCUCAACAUUACUGGUCCUGACUUCUACCAAACAGCUCGCCUUUCCCCUUUGUCUCUCAAGUACCAUGGCCUCUGCAUGAUUAAUGGAAAUUACAACGUCAAGCUAUAUUUUGCUGAGAUUAUGUUUUCUUAUGACCAAAAUUUCCAUCACGUUGGAAGGCGCAUAUUUGAUGUUUCAAUCCAAGGUAGAAAAUAUUUGCAUGAUUUCAACAUUAUGAGGGAAGCUGGGGGCGUUGGUAAGGGCAUUGUCAAGAACUUUAAUGUUGAUGUUAAUGAUAACACCUUGGAGAUUCAUUUGUACUGGGCUGGAAAAGGAACUACCACUAUUCCAAAUUAUGCUGUAUAUGGACCUCUUAUAUCUGCUAUUUCAGUCACCCCAAAUUUCAAAAUCCCUUGGAGUUCUGGUGGAGCUAUUGCUGGAAUUGUGGUUGGAUCAUUUGUGUUCCUCAUCAUACUAAUAAUAAUAUUCGUCCUCCGAAAAAUGGGCUUACUAGGUGACAGAGAUUCAAAAGCCAAACAAUUUUUAGAUCUAAAAACAGGUUAUUUUUCUUUAAAACAAAUCAAAGAUGCCACUAAUAACUUUGUCCCAGAAAAUAAGAUUGGUGAAGGAGGUUUCGGACCGGUGUACAAGGGUACACUAUCAAAUGGUGUUGUCAUAGCUGUAAAACAGCUUUCCUCUAAAUCAAAGCAAGGGAAUCGUGAAUUUGUUAAUGAAAUUGGAAUGAUUUCUGCUUUGCAACACCCAAAUCUCGUAAAGCUUUAUGGAUGUUGCGUUGAAGGAAAUCAAUUGUUGCUGAUAUAUGAGUACAUGGAGAAUAAUAGUCUUGCUAGUGCUCUUUUUGGUGGCCAAGGACAAAAGAUACAUUUGGACUGGCCUACACGAAUGAAGAUAUGCAUAGGAAUAGCAAGAGGAUUGGCUUAUCUUCAUGAGGAAUCAAGGUUGAAAAUUGUGCAUAGGGAUAUUAAGGCAACAAAUGUCUUGCUUGAUAAGGAUUUGAAUGCCAAGAUCUCAGAUUUUGGAUUAGCCAAGCUUGAUGAAGAUGAGAAUACUCAUAUAAGCACAAGAAUAGCAGGAACAAUUGGUUAUAUGGCUCCUGAAUAUGCAAUGCGAGGAUACUUAACUGAGAAAGCAGAUGUUUAUAGUUUUGGAGUUGUUGCUUUAGAAAUUGUUAGUGGAAAAAGCAACACAAGUUACAGGCCAAAAGAGGAGUUUGUUUAUCUUCUUGACUGGGCCUAUGUUCUUCAAGAACAAGGAAACCUUCUUGAGCUGGUGGAUACAAGUCUUGGUUCAAGCUACUCCUCAAAGGAAGCCAUGAGAAUGCUGGAGCUGGCACUCCUAUGUACAAACCCAUCUCCAACUUUGAGGCCAUCCAUGUCCUCUGUUGUUUGCAUGCUUGAAGGAAAGUUGCCAAUCCAAGCACUAACAAUCAAACGUCAGGAGAGUGACCAACAGGUUGCGAGAUUCAAGGCCUUUGAGAUACUAUCAUCUCAAGAAAGCCAUAGCCAAACCCUUAGUUUUUCUUCCACAUCGAAGUCACAUGAAAAUGUGAAGCAAAAGGUUGAAGCAAUGGAUAGUGCAUCAUCACAAUACAAUCGUAGCAGUUAAACCUUUGCCGCUGCUGCAUUCUCACAGGAAAGUGUGAAGAAAAGAUUUAAAGUAAUGGAUGGCUCAAUGGUUUGAUUAUAUUCCUCUGUUUCUCUUCCAUGUAAUAAAGAUUUCUCUUCAUCUGGUAGGCUUCUUAAGAAUUCCAA